UCUCGUACUCUCUCUCAAGCUCCGUUCUCCCCUGCCGGCUCGGAGAAUCAAGUAAAGUUUGAUGCGUAUGGUGACGGAAUAGGCCGAUACAACAUCUUCAACUACCAGCUUGUGCCAGGCAGCGACAAGUUCACUUAUAUCCAGGUUGGAGAGUGGGCAGAGAGUCUUUCCCUAAAUGAGGGCUUGAUCGGCUGGCCGAGGGGAGCGGAUGUACCCACGUCUCAAUGCAGUGACCCUUGCGCUCCCAAUGAGAUGAAGAAGAUGCAAGCCGGCGAAUACUGUUGCUGGAUUUGUACUCCUUGUGAGCCCUAUGAAUACCUACCGGAUGAGUUCACAUGCAUGCCCUGUGCACCCGGCCAAUGGCCCCGUCCCGACCUGACAGGAUGCUAUGACCUUCCUGAGGACUACAUCAUGUGGGAGGAUGCUUGGGCCAUUGGACCCAUCUCGAUUGCAUGUGUUGGCUUCAUAUGUACCUUAAUGGUCUUCGUCGUUUUCAUUCGGCACAACGACACGCCGCUGGUCAAAGCGUCCGGUCGUGAGCUGUGCUACAUCCUGCUGCUGGGAGUCUUCAUGUCCUACGUCAUGACUUUCAUAUUCAUCGCAAAACCUUCGCCUAUCGUGUGCACGCUGCGGCGGUUAGGCCUCGGUACCUCGUUCGCGGUAUGCUACUCCGCCUUGCUCACGAAGACCAAUCGCAUCGCUCGCAUCUUCAGCGGUGUAAAAGAGGGCGGGGCUCAGAGGCCACGCUUCAUCAGUCCGAGCUCACAAGUGUUCAUCUGUCUGUUGUUGAUCUCCGUGCAGCUCUUGUUGGUGUCCGUCUGGCUACUCCUGGAAGUGCCCGGCACACGGCGGUUCACAACGCCGGAGAAACGCCAGACUGUCAUUUUGAAGUGUAACGUACGGGACUCUAGCAUGCUGCUGUCGCUGAGCUACGAUGUGGUUCUGGUGGUCCUCUGCACGGUCUACGCCUUCAAGACCCGCAAGUGUCCGGAGAACUUCAAUGAGGCCAAGUUCAUCGGCUUCACCAUGUACACCACCUGUAUCAUCUGGCUGGCCUUCCUGCCCAUCUUCUACGUCACCUCCAGUGACUACAGGGUCCAAACCACAACCAUGUGUAUAUCUGUCAGUCUGAGUGGAUUUGUGGUGCUGGGCUGCAUGUUUGCCCCCAAAGUCCACAUCAUCAUGUUCCAGCCUCAGAAGAACGUCACCAGUCACCGGUUAAACAUGAACCGGUUCAGUGUGAGCGGGCCGGCCACUAGCUACGCGUCCCACGCAUCUGUUAGCGCCCACUGCGUUCCGACGGUGUGCAACGGCAGAGAGAUCGUCGACUCCACCACUUCCUCUCUGUGACCUCGCCUCUUCCUCCAGACUCCUGCUCCUUAGCGACUGUUAGCCAAUCAGCACACAUUGUGCUCUGCCCAAGAACUAGGUCUGCCUACAGUGUGUAGAAAGUGUGUAUGAUUAUUAAAUUAUUUUUAGGGCUUGUUGUAAAUAUUAACUGACAUUGUUGUAGAGAAACAAAAGAACAAAAAAAUCCUUUAUAGAGAGAUUUUGGAAACUUUUGUUUUGAUAGCUUUAUUGUGUAUGUUGUAAACGGCCAUGAUGUGAUGAUGUAAAACUCAAACCAGUUUUUGACUGGGCCACAGUAGAGACUGACAGAAACGGCUCCGCCUGCAAUACUGGACACUGGAAUCUGUGGUCGUUUUCUUUUGUAGGCCUCAUUGUAAUAACCUAAACUGUACGUAUGUAUUUCUAUGUUGUACAUUUUGUACAGAAUCUUAACCGAUGGUUUUAACAGCACAAGUUGACAGUAUUAGAGUCUACGCUGGUCAUGAGGUCCAGAGCAGGAAAACCAUCGAGUGAGCGCUCGCACCUCAAACUUCACGUCGUCUCAUCACAGGCAGUGGCAGUACGCCAGAGGUUACAACACCAUUUUAGUACACUGUCAUGACAUCUGAAAGCAUAUUACAUUAACUGCAUCUCAUAAGCGUUGCGUUCGGAUUGGCUGUGAUGCAUGUUUAUGUUGCAGCACAGAUAUGCAGUGCUACGAGAUGUUAUAUAUGUUUA
Messenger RNA from Sinocyclocheilus rhinocerous, 2067 nucleotides. Its product is annotated as metabotropic glutamate receptor 3-like. Gene Ontology annotation, molecular function: G protein-coupled receptor activity. NCBI's taxonomy places the organism in Eukaryota, Metazoa, Chordata, Actinopteri, Cypriniformes, Cyprinidae. Gene Ontology annotation, biological process: G protein-coupled receptor signaling pathway. The record is from RefSeq and is a predicted model, not a curated record. The annotation marks the transcript as partial. Gene Ontology annotation, cellular component: membrane. The transcript is spliced from 3 exons.